Molecule: messenger RNA, 852 nt
Organism: Candidozyma auris
Lineage: Eukaryota; Fungi; Ascomycota; Pichiomycetes; Serinales; Metschnikowiaceae
Gene: ARG11
Product: Arg11p
Exons: 1
Coding region: 1-852 (283 amino acids)
Biological process (GO): mitochondrial L-ornithine transmembrane transport
Molecular function (GO): L-ornithine transmembrane transporter activity
Source: RefSeq, a predicted model, not a curated record
AUGGUAAACCCGGCAAAGGAAAUCACCUUCGGGGCAGCAGCAGGAUGUGUGGGCAAGAUCAUCGAAUUUCCCUUUGAUACCAUAAAAGUUCGCCUCCAACUGGCACACGCCCACCUGUCGACGCUCAAUGUCACCUCUUCAACAUUCCGCAACGAAGGUUUCUUCAAUGGCUUCUACAAGGGCAUACGGGCACCGAUGAUCGGCGCAUGCAUGGAGAAUGCUGUUUUGUUUUCGGCUUUUCAGUAUGGCCAGGAAAUGGUUCGAAAGUUCACGACCUUGCACCCAUCGAGUCUCCUUGGGGUAUGUGCCUCUGGAGCGUUUUCUGGUUUUGCUGCUUCUUUCGUGUUGACGCCAGUAGAGCUUGUGAAGUGCAAACUACAAGUGUCCAAUCUUCACAGCCACUCGAAAAGCGAGUCCUACGGGUCGGUGGUGCAAAAGAUCAUCAAAAGAGAAGGUUUACCUGGACUAUGGCAUGGGCUCAGCUCUACGUUGCUAAGAGAAAUGGCAGGCACCGCCGUGUGGUUUGCUACGUACGAGGAGACGCUAGCUUUUCUACGAAAGAAUAAUGGUGGAUCAGAAAACACCAACCUUUUGGCCUCGGGUGCUGCAGCUGGAUUCAUGUUCAACUUGUCGAUUUUUCCAGUGGAUACCAUCAAAUCGGUGAUUCAGACGCACGAUAUCACCCUGAGGACUCACGGGAAGCUUUCAUUUGCCGAAGCGUUUGCAAAGUUGGCUGCUAGAAAGGGCGGGAUUUUGAAUUUGUACAACGGACUUUCGAUCACCUUGUUGAGAUCAAUCCCUGCCAACGCCGUCAUCUUUUACGUUUAUGAGUACUUGAAGACAAACUUUUAA